This is a messenger RNA of Cannabis sativa, 887 nucleotides long. Its product is annotated as protein C2-DOMAIN ABA-RELATED 4. The record is from RefSeq and is a predicted model, not a curated record. Bases 157 to 654 code for a protein of 165 amino acids. Lineage: Eukaryota; Viridiplantae; Streptophyta; Magnoliopsida; Rosales; Cannabaceae. The transcript has 3 exons.
AGUUAGCUCAUCAAACAAACUUUGUUUUACAGCAAAAACCAAAAUAAUUUUAAAAAUCCCAAGUCUAGUUUCUGUAUUUGUUCAGUGUUUUUCUUCUUUACUUUUCUGGUUUUAAGCUGCUAAAAUCACCUCCUAAGCUUUUAUAUUUUUGGUAUAAUGGAGAACUGGUUGGGUCUUCUUAGAAUUCACAUCAAGAGAGGAGUGAAUCUUGCUAUCAGAGACGCCCUAAGCAGUGACCCUUAUGUAGUUGUCAAAAUGGGAAAGCAGAAGUUGAAGACUCAUGUGGUGUCUCAUAAUGUAAAUCCAGAAUGGAAUGAUCUUCUAACUCUCACAGUUUCGAAUUUUAAUACUCCAGUUAAGCUGUUUGCAUAUGACAAGGACACCUUCAGCUUUGAUGACAGCAUGGGUGAUGCAGAGUUUGAGAUAAGCCCAUAUUUGAAGGCCUUGAAGAUGGGCUUAAAGGGCCUCCCAAAUGGAACCAUAAUCUCAAAAGUCCAGCCCAAUAGGCAUAACUGCCUAGCGGAAGAGAGUAAAAUUUACUUCUCAAAUGGCAAAGUUGUGCAGGACAUGGUUCUGAGACUCAGAAAUGUGGAGUGUGGUGAAAUUGAACUUCAGUUGCAGUGGAUUGAUGUUCCAAAUUCAAAGGGCUUGUAGGGUUAAAGCUAGUACAUAUGAUAGGCAAAAUUAGAGUACAUAAGCGCAGUAUCCUCCAAUCCCUUGUGAAUCUGUCAUUCUAAAUGGGGGUUGUGAAAGAACAUAGCUCAACAACUGCUUUCUGUUCAUUUUCCCCUGUAAAAAGUAUUUAAUUAAAUUCAUUCUUUAUUGUAUUCAAAAAAAAAAAAAAAAUCAUUCUUUAUAAACGAAAGUGUAAUGCUCUUUUCGUUUAA